GAUGGCUCCUCAUAUAAAAUCAGCCUCCUGUGUUCCGUUUAGAGGACAACAAAAUUACUCUUUAAAUCGUAUUAGAUUAAAGUACUUAUCUGGGAGUAGUGCUGAAGGUUGAUACAAGGUUUAAGGUGAUAUACGUGUAAUACGUGGCAAGUAACUGACGAAGAAGUUAUUGAAGAGACAAGAGGGACCUACUUUGAAGCCAUGAUUUGUUGAACUAAUUUCGACUGGUUUCAGGUGGUGAGCUGUGUGACUAAAGAGAGACGCACCAGGGCCUCCUUUGCUAGGCUCGCUAGCUAUCGCAUUGGAUUAGCGUCAAGUAAAGAGGAUAACUUUUAAAAUAAAUGAUAGCAUCUGUUAAAUGCGGAUCACAGAAGAGCACAUUUACGCAUUCAAUUAAUCGUCAUGGCCGUGUCAAGGCUUGAUCGUCUGUUCAUCCUGCUUGACACCGGAAGUACACCGGUGACGAGGAAGGCUGCUGCCGUACAGCUGGGAGAUGUGGUCAAGCUCCACCCGCAUGAGCUCAACAACCUUUUGUCGAAGGUGUUGACAUACCUGAGAAGUCCAAACUGGGACACGCGUAUCGCUGCGGGUCAGGCAGUGGAGGCCAUUGUGAAGAAUAUCCCAGAGUGGAACCCGUCACCCAAGCUCAAAGAAGAGUCGUGUGCAGACUUCUCCCCAGAAGACUCCUCUGACCGGUUGAGUUUCUACCGCUUUGACAUUUCCCGCCUGCUCAAACAUGGUGCUUCUCUGCUGGGUUCCGCCGGUGCGGAGUUUGAGGUCCAGGAUGACAAGUCUGGUGAGGUGGACCCUAAAGAGCGUCUGGCCCGCCAGAGGAAGCUGCUGCAGAGGAAGCUGGGACUGGACAUGGGUGCCGCCAUCGGCAUGGACACGAUGGAGCUGUUCAACGACGAGGACCUGGACACCCAGUACACCUGCACGCCGAGUGCCCAGGGACAGGGAGAGAGGGGCUCUGAACCCUGCUCCAGCAAUCACGUGCCCAUGCAGGCGGCAGAGAUAAUAGACUCAGAGUUUCGACCAGGCAUGAGCAACCGACAGAAGAACAAGGCUAAGAGGAUGGCCAAGCUAGUGGCAAAGCAACGAUCCAGAGACAUGGAUCCCAACGAGAGAAGUAAUGACAGUUUUGAGGGGGAGCCUGAGGAGAAGCACAGGAAAACUAGUAACGUAGUCAUCGAGCAACCGGCAACGGAGCAUAAAGUCUUAAUCGAUAACGUUCCAGACAACUCCAGUCUCUUGGAAGAGACUCAGGAGUGGCCCCUGGAGAGCUUCUGUGAUGAGCUCUGUAAUGACCUCUUCAACCCCUCAUGGGAGAUUCGUCACGGAGCAGGCACAGGCCUCAGGGAGAUCCUCAAGUCUCAAGGAGCUGGAGGAGGGAAGCUGUUGGGAAGCACUGCAGAACAGAUGGCGCGGCACCACCAGGAGUGGCUGGAGGAUGUGGUCAUCCGGCUGCUCUGUGUCUUUGCACUGGACCGUUUUGGAGAUUUCGUCUCUGAUGAGGUGGUGGCUCCGGUUAGAGAGACCUGUGCCCAGACACUGGGCGUGGCCUUGCGCCACAUGACUGACAGCGGUGUUACCAUGACAGUAGACAUCCUGCUGAAGCUGCUGACGGAGGACCAGUGGGAGGUCCGGCAUGGGGGUCUUCUGGGCAUCAAGUAUGGCCUGGCAGUCAGACAGGACCUGAUAUCCGCUCUGCUUCCACGGGUGCUCCCUGCCAUCACGGAGGGGCUGCAGGACCUGGAUGAUGAUGUCAGAGCGGUGGCGGCCGCGGCCCUCAUCCCUGUGGUGGACGGGUUAGUGCAGCUACUCCCCAACAAGGUCCCAUUCAUAGUGAACUCCCUGUGGGACGCUCUCCUGGAGCUGGAUGAUCUGACAGCCUCCACCAACAGCAUCAUGACCCUACUGUCCUCUCUGCUCACCUACCCUCAAGUCCGACAGUGCAGCAUGCAGCAGUCCCUAACGGUCCUCGUUCCUCGGGUCUGGCCAUUCCUUAGACACACCAUAUCGUCAGUUAGACGGGCCGCACUAGAGACCCUUUUCACCCUACUAUCCAAAGCUGACCAGAGCUGUGCAUUAUGGCUCAACCAGGUCCUGCAAGACAUGCUCCGACACAUCUUCCAGUCCUGCAUCCUGGAAAGCAAUCAGGAGAUCCUGGACCUCAUCCAAAAGGUGUGGACAGAGCUGCUGCGCCAGGCCCCUCAGCAGUACGUAGUAGCAGCCAGCUGUCCCUGGAUGGGCGCCUGGCUCUGUCUGAUGAUGCAAGCCUCUCAUAUCCCCAUAGACAUCAACAUACUGCUGGAAGUCAAGUCUCGCUGCAAGGAGAAGGCUGGUGGGAAGCCUCGCCAGGGAGCCUUGAUUCAAGUGAAGGAGACUGUUCAGGAGUACAUCGCCGGGGCAGAAACCGUGACCGAGGACCCAGUGACGCGGGACUAUGUGGUGACACGGGCUCGACUCAUGGCCGCUAAGCUGUUGGGGGCCCUGUGUCGGUGUAUUUGCGACCCGCAGCUCAAUUCAUCCUCCCAGGACAUCCGGCCGGCUGAGUCGCUGGGCCAGCUGCUCCUCUUCCACCUCAACUCCAAGUCUGCCCUGCAGCGCAUCGUUGUGGCACUGGUCCUCUGUGAGUGGGCCGCCGUGCAGAAGGUGGUGUCAGCCAUGGUCCAGCCUCGCCUGUUAGCCAUCCUGUCAGAGCAGCUGUACUACGAUGAGAUCGCCAUUCCCUUCACACGCAUGCAGAACGAGUGUAAGCAGCUCAUCGCCCUGCUGGCCGACGCUCAGAUCGACGUGCGCGACCGCCUCAACUGCAGCGUGUUCACUAUCGACCAGGCCAACGAACUGGUGACCACCAUCUUCGCCGAGUCCACCGUGGGUCUGGAUAUGAAGUCCAAACCGUUUCAUCCACUGGACAGCAAGCGCCAGCAGGCCCAGUCCACGGUGGGCGAGACCAGUGUGGAGUGGCAGCAGCUGCACCUGCGCGUCCACAUGUUCACCGCCUGCGCCGUGGUCAACCUGCAGGCGUUACCAGACAAGCUGAACCCAGUGGUGCGUCCGCUGAUGGAGGCGGCUAAGCGGGAGGAGAACACCCUGGUUCAGGGUUACGCCGCCUCCUUCAUCGCCAAGCUGCUGCAGCAGUGUGCUACUAGGCAGCCAUGUCCCAAUUCCAAGAUCGUCAAGAACCUGUGUUCGUCGAUCUGCAUGGACCCCCUGCUCACGCCCUCCUCGGCCUGCCCCGUGCCCCCCACUCAGACUGCCAAAGCUGGCAUGUCGGAGAAAGAAUGCAUGCACCACAUGGUCAAUAAGACCAAGGGCAUCAUCACCCUCUACCGCCACCAGAGGGCAGCAUUUGUCAUCACCAGCAAGAGGGGCCCCACCCCCAAAACCUCCAAGACCCCCACCACUGAACUGCCACCCGGCAGCACCAUCACCACAGAUACUGAUGAGAAUAAAAAGCCAUUUCUCGUUCAGAGAAGAGGUGCCGAGUUCUCUCUGACGACGGUUGCCAGGCACUUUGGCCAGGAGCUGACGAGGUCACUGCCCUACCUGUGGGAGUUUGUGGUGGGACCUUUGAGGGCCGUGGUGGAGAACAACCAAGGCAUCGAUGCAAAGCUCCAGUUGGAGAGGGGGGAUGCUGCAGCCCAGGAUCUGGUCAACUCUCUGCAGGUGCUGGAGGUCAUGGCUGGAGCCAUGGCCCCCGAGCUCAAACCUCUGUUGCUGGAGCACCUGCCCCACCUGUUCACCUGUCUGCAGCACCCGUACACGGCCGUGCGUCACAUGGCGGCGCGCUGCGUUGGUGUGCUCAGUAAGAUCGCUACCAUGGAGACCAUGCACCUGUUCCUGGAACGUGUGCUGCCCUGGCUGGGGUGCAUCGAGGAUGGCACUAAGCAGGAGGGGGCCAUCGAGGCCAUGGCCUGUGUGAUGGAGCAGUUGGAUGUGGACAUUGUGCCGUACAUUGUGCUGCUGGUGGUGCCGGUGCUGGGCCGCAUGAGUGACCCCAGUGACAGCGUCCGUUUCAUGGCCACGCAGUGCUUCGCUACCCUCAUCCGCCUGCUACCACUGGAGGCGGGUAUCCCGGAUCCUCCCACCAUGUCGGAUGAUCUGAUUCGCCAGAAGGCCAGAGAGCGUCAUUUCAUGGAACAGCUGCUGGACAGCAGGAAGUUGGAGAACUACAAGAUCCCCGUGCCCAUCAAGGCUGAGCUCCGCAAGUAUCAGCAGGACGGAGUGAACUGGCUGUCCUUCCUGAAUAAGUACAAGCUGCAUGGUAUCCUGUGUGACGACAUGGGCCUGGGCAAGACCCUGCAGUCCAUCUGCAUCCUUGCUGGGGACCACUACCUCAGGGCGCAGGAGUAUGCCAAGACCAAGGCAGCAGACUGCACCCCCCUGCCCUCUCUGGUGGUGUGCCCCCCCACCCUGACGGGUCACUGGGUGGACGAGGUGGGCAAGUUCUGCACCGACGAGUACCUGAACCCCCUGCACUACACAGGACCCCCCACCGAGCGAGCACGGUUACAGCAUCAAGUGAAAAAGCACAACCUAGUAGUAGCCUCCUACGAUGUUGUACGAAACGACAUUGACUUUUUUAGGAAUAUAAAAUUCAAUUACUGUAUCCUCGACGAGGGCCAUGUGAUCAAGAACGGGAAGACCAAGCUCUCUAAGGCCAUUAAGCAGUUGGCGGCCAACUUCCGAGUCAUCCUAUCAGGAACGCCCAUCCAGAAUAAUGUUCUGGAGCUGUGGUCGCUCUUUGACUUCCUCAUGCCCGGCUUCCUGGGCACAGAGCGGCAGUUUGCUGCCCGCUAUGGAAAGCCCAUCCUGGCCAGCCGUGACGCCAAGAGCUCGUCACGCGAGCAAGAGGCCGGGGUGCUGGCCAUGGAGGCGCUGCAUCGCCAGGUGCUGCCCUUCCUCUUGAGGAGAAUGAAGAAGGACGUGCUGCAGGACCUGCCCCCCAAGAUCAUCCAGGACUACUACUGCAACCUCAGCCCUCUACAGGUUCAGCUGUAUGAGGACUUUGCCAAGUCCCGGGCCAAGGUCAGUGUGGAGGACACCAUCUCUACAGCCUCCAUCCACGAAGAGGAGAAGCCCAAGCUGAAGGCCACGGGCCACGUGUUCCAGGCUCUGCAGUACUUGCGGAAGCUGUGUAACCACCCAGGCCUGGUACUGCUGCCACAGCACCCGGAGUACAAGCGCAUCACAGACCAGCUGGCAGCACAACACUCCAGCCUCCGAGACAUCCAGCACUCGCCCAAACUCUCAGCUCUCAAACAGUUGUUGUUGGACUGUGGUCUGGGCAGCAGCGGCUCAGCAGAGGGCACAGAGGCGGUGGUGGCCCCGCACAGAGUGCUGAUCUUCUGUCAGCUGAAGAGCAUGCUGGACAUCGUGGAGCACGACCUGCUCAAGCCCCAGCUGCCCGCCGUCACCUACCUGCGACUGGACGGCAGCGUCCCAACUGGCCUGCGCCACGCCAUCGUCUCCAGGUUCAACAACGACCCCUCCAUAGACGUGCUGCUGCUCACCACCCACGUGGGCGGUCUGGGUCUGAACCUGACCGGCGCUGACACGGUGGUGUUUGUGGAACACGACUGGAACCCGAUGAGAGACCUACAGGCCAUGGACCGCGCACACAGGAUAGGACAGAAACGCGUGGUCAACGUGUAUCGUCUGAUCACGCGUGGCACCCUGGAGGAGAAGAUCAUGGGCCUGCAGAAGUUCAAGAUGAGCAUCGCCAACACUGUCAUCAGCCAGGAGAACGCCAGUCUGCAGAGUAUGGGCACCGACCAGCUCCUCAACCUCUUCACCUUGGACAAGGAUGGGAAGGACGAUAAGGGCGAGUCGUCGUCCUCUGGAGGGAAAGCCUCCAUUAAGAACGUGCUGGACGGCCUGGGGGACCUGUGGGACCAGCAGCAGUACGAAACCGAAUACAACCUGGACAGCUUCAUGCACUCGCUCCACUAGCCUCCUAGCCUCUCUUACCCAGCCAGGGUUCAGUGCUAUCUGCCAGUCUGAUUCUGGUUAUCCCCAUGGCUCCCUCAGUAUUCUCCCACCCCAAAGCCCACUUAACUAGACAGCCUUCCCACCUUUAGUCCUGUGUACCCUCUUGUCCCAGGGGAACAGAGGAGCAAGGUCAUCUAGUCUCUCCUUGAGACUGCGUGUACAGUGGAGCAGCAAGAUGGGACUGCUCCAGAGACCACUCCAGCCCUGUGGUGGUCCCGCCUUCUAAACUGAAGUCUUAAAACACUCCCACACCCACUUUUAGAGGACUACCAGUGUUCUAUUGACUGUAUAGGCAAAAACAAGAUGUUUGACUGGAAGAAAGAAGAGGGGGAGCCGUCUUAUAGGAACACAUGUGCGCACACACCAGAGUGCUGGCUCUUUAUAGCUGGUUACUGGAUUGCACUGUGACUACUGGCUAGAAGGGGUGUUUUGGGUUUUUUAUACCACCCCCAGGUGGCGCUAGUCUCCCCACACAUAUCCCGUGUAAGCACAUUCACUUGACCUUUCUCGCCCACAUAGAACUCUGUAUGGAUCAGACGGCUGGCCAGGCACAGGAUUGGAAAGAGCCGUGGCCGGUGCUGCUCGUCCCCGACCUUGUGAAAUGUCACUCUAAAUGGUGCAGCCUCACAGGGACUUACACCGCGGGGCCAACCUGAAACAAGGGGACUUGUCCGAGUUUGAAGAAAAUGCAGACCUGUAAAUAUUUCUGUAAUUGUUGCUGCUUGUUUAAACUGAUAGUUCUAAUAAAUUCUAGAGGUUUCAGCAGGCGUCCUGUUCUGUGCGUACAGUACUGUCCCCAAUAGACUGCAUUCCUAUGUUGAACACGGCCAGUAGAGGGUGUCCUUGCAUUUAGGAAUGAUGGCACUGAGAUUAGCUCUGAGUGAAACGUUGAUCGGGACCAUUUGAGGUUGAAAAGCAAGAGAAAGUAAAGAUGAACAAACCAGGUCAGUAAUACUGGAGCUUUAGUCUGAGGUGAUGGGCAAACUAGUGUUAUUGCCUACUGACUACCAAACCUUUCUGACACGUUGCUGCUGCACAUCUGGUACUUUGUGAAUCCAGAUUCCAUUUACUCUCAACAAGGCACCGUAGGUCAUAAUCUGCAUCAUAACCUUAGAGACUUUACUAGAGGCUGUAACGAUCAGUGUCCGACGGAUGACGGUAAUGUGUGAGUCAUCGGAAGCCCCGCUUAUACAUGGCGCUCAUGUCUUUUGUCCUGAUAUUGUUCACAUUCUGAUUGUGCCCUCAUUUUAGCCGUUGCAUCAACACAUUGUAUUAAAAUGUCAUGUGUGCAUCCCAGA
Molecule: messenger RNA, 7295 nt
Organism: Salvelinus sp. IW2-2015
Lineage: Eukaryota; Metazoa; Chordata; Actinopteri; Salmoniformes; Salmonidae
Product: TATA-binding protein-associated factor 172
Molecular function (GO): TBP-class protein binding; DNA binding; ATP hydrolysis activity
Source: RefSeq, a predicted model, not a curated record